UGAUUUUCGCGAGAUUUUCCGCCAUAUUUCUCCUACCUUGAAGCUGAAGCUACAAAACGGCUAUCCAUUAUUAUUUUGGCGUUAACGCCUUAAAGAAACUACAUACACAAAUAUAGGAUUUUCACAAUUAGCAAACAUCGUAUUUUUUCCUUUGAGUGAAAGAUCCGUAUCCAGUAAGUGGAAGUGUAGCUGUGAGUCGGAAGAAAGGGACUGCUAGAAACAGCAAAAUAAGGCAAAGGGGUCGGUGUUUAAAGAAAAGGCGCACCUCAUGCCAGUUAAGUCACAGAAAUUACUUAUAAAACAGCUACCGUGUAUUCAAUUUACUCCCUACACACACCCGAAUAUAUAAUAUACAGUAUAUAUAUCGCACAGAUUGAAACCAACACAGCAACGCUCUAAGCUUUAUCGACGGAACAAAUGUCGCAGCGAUACCAGAAUCACCAGUAUUAUUAUUAUUGUUGGUAAUAUUUUUUUACUACUUCACCAUCUCUUGCCAUUUAGCGUGUUGAAGGAAAAAAAAAAAAAAAAAAAAAAAAAAAAAAAAAAGACGUCGGGGAAAGCCAGCCAUCCAUCCAGUAGUCGGAUUCCCUAAAGUGCGAAAGGGACUGCAAGACCCCAGAUUUUUUAUUCAAAGGAGGGCCCAGGUCAUUUUUGGCCGAAGAAAUCGGAAUGCAUGCCUCUCUCAAGCGUUAAUAAGUUCGCUUCUGAGGAUAGCAACACAACUACCAAUAACACCACCACCAGCACCACCACCUCCACCAAUAAUAAUAAUAAUAGUAACAAUAAUAAUCACCAGAGCCGGUCGAGCGAGGACAAUACGAACCACCGCAAGCGUCGUUUAAGUGGCUCAAUAGUUGCAGUGAGUAGUACAGUCGGAGGAGUAUCAUCUGAGAGUAACAGUACUGGCGUUAGUAGUAGUAGUGGUACGUUGAGUAAUACCAGCACCAGUGAUACAGCGACAGGACCUACAACAUCAGCAUCAGUAAUAUUGUCGACUACUACAACAGCAGCGGCAGAAAUAAGUUCAGACAGUGGCUGUUCCAGUUGGUCGAGACCAUUAAAUAGUACCGCCACUACUACUCCUCCACCACCAUCAUCAUCAUCAUCAUCAUCAACAUUAGUAGACUCUACUUCCGACUCUUACCAGCGUCCGUCUUCUCCGUCGAAUCAUAAGAAAAUCAAAGUGUCCAUUAGUCCCACGGCGGGAUUGGCAUUUGACCUGGACAUUACAAGCCAACACAACAAAAACAACAACAACACUGUAAUAACAACGACAACAACCACAACAACAGCAGCCACAGUACCGCUGCCAGCACCAGCAAUAGUAGCUACUGACUAUAAUACUGCCAGUGUUAACAACGACACUAACACCGCCAACAUCAGUGAUAGUAGUGUUGUGAGUGUCAACCACUCCAGUAGUGGAGAUAACGGUGCAGAAGGUGCAGGAACAACAACAACAGCUGCAUCAUCAGGAGUAAGUGAAGAAGCAGAACAUACUGGAAGUGGUCAAGGUGGAGGUGCCAGCUCUGGGACUGACGGCUCUUGCUCCUCGGUCGAACCAUCUACCACCAUCUCAACUGUCAUUGCUACAACAACAGCAUCAGCAACAACAACUAAAGUUGAAAGUGUGUCGGCAGUGGCGUCGUCGUCGACAACAACAACAACAACAACAACAGCAGCCAAAAGCAAAGAGGUCAGUGGCCCCAGCAGCAGCACCGCCGCCGCCACCACUUCUACCACCACCACUAACAGUACUAACGGCAUCCGACCGACUGUUGUGACGAGCAAAGUGAAUUCGCAAACCUUCAAAAACAAAGCAAGCGACGACCAGGAACUUAACCUCACCACCGCCACCAAUACCAUAACCACUGCUACUACCACUUCCACCCUCACUCCUACCACCACUUCUGCCAGUUGUACAGGUACCUCAACCAGUACAACAACCACAACUACUAGUAACUAUACCACUAAGACUUUCACUGCUCCGUCGACAUCGAGGGACAAAAGUGGGCAAAACAUAGAAGGUCCUAGCUGCAGCAGUGGUGGUGGUGGUGGUGACAGCGGCGGCGCUGGCAGCAGCAGAGGUGGUAGUGGUGGACGUAAGGAAGAGAAGGAAGACGACGACGACCGCAACCACAAUCAUCAUAAACAAGAAGAAAAAGAAGAAGAAAGUAAGAGAAAAGGAGAGAGGAGAGAAGAAGGAGAAAGAGACAGAGGUGAGGGAGGAGGAGGAGGAGGAGGAGUAGACGCAGCAGCAUCAACAGCAACACCAGUAGCAGCAGCAGCAGCGGCGGCUGUAGACGAAGUGGUAGAGAGAGAAAAAGGUGAUAGAGGAGUGAGAACAAUGACCGAGUCUGAGAGGAGACCUAACUUCUCCGCUCUGACCAACUCCAGCAAUGGUAUCAGCAGACACCAUGCUUCACCCCUCAACGCCGCCAACAGACCCGCCGCCGCCAAAAAAUUGGUCAUCAAAAAUUUCAAAGAUAAACCCAAGUUGCCGGAGAAUUACCAGCAAGACACAUGGCAGAAAUUGAAAGAGGCUGUCGAAGCCAUCCACAACAGCCACUCCAUAAAAUCCUGUUUGGAAGAACUUUAUCAGGCAGUUGAAAAUUUGUGUUCUCACAAAAUGUCUGCUACAAUUUAUGAACAGUUAAAACAUGUCUGUGAAAGCCAUGUGCAAUCUAAUCUACAACAGUUUUUAGGAAAAACCAUGGGUUAUGAAAUGUUCUUGAAGGCAAUAAACAAUUGCUGGCAGGACCAUUGUCGGCAGAUGAUCAUGAUCCGAAGUAUUUUCUUGUUCUUAGACCGAACCUAUGUGUUACAAAACUCCUCUGUACUUUCUAUAUGGGACAUGGGUUUGGAUCUGUUUAGGACACAUAUCAUUAGUCACCAAGUUGUCCAGGCAAAGACAGUUAGUGGUCUACUCCAGCUGAUUGAACGAGAACGAGCUGGUGAGGCUGUGGACAGACAACUACUGAAAAGCUUAUUGAGAAUGCUCUCUGAUCUACAGAUUUAUCAAGAAGCAUUUGAAAAGAAAUUUCUUGAAGCCACAGAUCAGUUAUAUGCCGCUGAAGGUCAUCUUCUCAUGCAAGAGAGAGAUGUCCCUGAAUACUUGGCUCAUGUAGAUAAACGUUUGAAUGAGGAAUCUGAGCGUCUGCUGCAUUACCUAGACCAGUCCACCAAAAAGCCACUGAUAUCUUGUGUUGAGAAGCAACUUCUUGAACAACACCUAUCUUUGAUGUUACAAAAAGGUCUUGAACAUCUGUUGAAUGAAAACCGGAUUUCGGAUUUAACUUUAAUGUAUCAGCUAUUUUCUCGCGUCAAGGAAGGAUUAAAAGAACUGUGUUAUGCUUUUGCUAUUUACAUUAAGGGAACUGGCAGAUUGAUUGUGAUGAAUACAGAAAAUGACCCUGAAAAGGAUAAGGAGCUAGUGCAAACUUUACUUGAUUUCAAAGACAAGAUUGACAACAUAAAUGCUGUUUGCUUCCAAAAGAAUGACAGAUUUGUGAAUACCAUACAGGAGACCUUUGCUUUCUCUUUCUCUUUGGUUCUCAUCUCCAACUCUUCUCUUCCAGCUAAGUAUGUGGACUAUAAGCUCCGGGCGGGAAAUAAAGAAGCAACAGAAGAAGAAUUAGAACGGCUUUUAGAUAAGAUAAUGGUUCUGUUUCGAUUUAUCCAUGGAAAAGAUAUGUUUGAAGCUUUUUAUAAGAAAGACCUUGCUAAGAGACUUAUUGUUGGAAAGAGUGCUUCAGUUGAUGCAGAAAAGUCCAUGCUGUCAAAACUAAAACAGGAAUGUGGAGCAGCUUUUACCAGUAAGUUAGAAGGAAUGUUUAAAGAUAUGGAAUUAUCAAAGGAUAUUAUGUUAAAUUUCAAGCAUCAUAUGCCUGCACGUUCUCAGCCUGGCGGUAUUGAUCUGACUGUAAAUAUUUUAACAAUGGGUUACUGGCCUACAUACCCACAUAUGGAGGUGCAUCUUCCUGUUGAGAUGGUUCAAUAUCAAGAAAUAUUUAAGAAGUUUUACCUCGGAAAGCACAGUGGUCGCAAACUCCAGUGGCAGCCUACGUUGGGUCAUUGUGUCUUAAAAGCAGAAUUUAGUAACGGUAAGAAAGAACUACAGGUAUCUUUGUUCCAGACUCUGUGUUUCCUUCUUUUCAAUGAUGGAGAUGAGUUUACAUUUGAAGACAUAAAACAAGCUACAGCUAUAGAAGACAGUGAACUUCGUCGAACAUUGCAAUCCUUAGCUUGUGGAAAAGCCAGAGUGUUACUUAAAGUUCCUAAGGGCAGGGAUGUGGAAGAUGGUGACAAAUUUGUUUUUAAUGAUGAUUUUAAACACAAACUAUUCCGAAUCAAAAUUAACCAGAUUCAAAUGAAAGAGACGCAAGAAGAAAAUACUAGCACUACAGAAGGAGUGUUCCAAGAUAGACAGUACCAAGUUGAUGCUGCUAUUGUACGGAUCAUGAAAACCCGCAAGACGCUCAGUCAUAAUUUACUCAUCUCAGAAUUGUAUAACCAGCUGAAAUUUCCAGUCAAACCGGCUGACCUAAAGAAAAGGAUUGAAAGUCUGAUAGAUCGAGAUUAUAUGGAACGGGACAAAGACAACCCUAACACCUACCACUAUGUUGCUUAAAAAUAUUGGCGCCCUAAAGAUCAAUAUGGAAAAUAAUAAUAAUAAUUAUUAUUAUUUUAUCAUUGAUAAAAAAAAAAAAAACCCAAACAAAAAAAAAAAAACUUCUGAUUUUUGUUUCCAAGUUGUAGGACUGGUACCUUAAACGUUGUCUCCACACUUACCACUGCUUUCUGUUGGUUGAUGGCGGAUGUUUGCGGAGUAAGGAAUGUAGUGUUGAUGAUGAUAACGAUGAUGAUGAUGAUGAUGAUGAUCAACCUAUGGUUGUGAUCCUUGCUAGCAUGUCUAUCGAACAUCUUUUAUUGACAUUGCCAACAGUUGGACAAUUAUGACAUGUAAUCUACUACUACUACUACUACUACUACUACUAUUCCUCCUCCUCUUACUACUACUAUACUUAAUAAUACUCUCAUUUCUACCACUAUGGCAACAUUUACUACUACUACUACUACUACUACUACUGUGUUGGCAGAUUGUGGGAGCUAAGCAGAUUGAAUUCCAGCAAGUGUUUUGCAUUAGGCAAAAAAUAAUACCUGAAAAUCCACAUGGGGGGGAAAAAACGUACCCUGUUCUGUUUUAUUUCUUUCUUUCUGUCUUUCUUUUCUUACUUUUUUUUUUUUUAUCUUUGUGCUGUUCUCAGACUUCUGAGUGCCACUGUGAAGUUGGUCGUUCUGAAUUGUUUAGAUGGAAUGGUUUAAUAAAGACUGAAGAAAUAACUUAUCAUUUUUCUACAA
Octopus bimaculoides (California two-spot octopus) is the source of this 5358-nucleotide messenger RNA. RefSeq names its product cullin-4A. Gene Ontology annotation, molecular function: ubiquitin protein ligase binding. Gene Ontology annotation, biological process: ubiquitin-dependent protein catabolic process. Gene Ontology annotation, cellular component: cullin-RING ubiquitin ligase complex. NCBI's taxonomy places the organism in Eukaryota, Metazoa, Mollusca, Cephalopoda, Octopoda, Octopodidae. The record is from RefSeq and is a predicted model, not a curated record.